AGAUCCCGCUUGUAUCAUAUGUAGCGGUCUGGCUCAGAGCAAAUACCAUCCACGGUAUUGAGACCUUCGUUCGGCCCGCACGCCGCCUCAUGAUAAGUUGGCUAACAUUGGAGGCACUGGCGGACCUCGUGAUCGCACUUGUCAUGUCAUAUUUCCUCAACAGGCGCCGCACUGGGUUUCAACAGACGGAUACGGUGUUACGAAAGUUAACCGUAUAUUCGAUCAACACUGGCCUGCUGACGAGUGCUCUGGCAUUGGUCGUCAUGUUUUUUUUUGCAUUCUACGGCUUCCACUUCAUCCACUUGAUGUUCUUCUUGCCGCUCGGAGGUGUCUAUACAGCAUCCCUUUUGGCAAAUCUACAUUCACGCUCGAGCCUCUGGGGGGAACUUCAACCCGGAGAAAACACGAACGUAAACCUCCUUUCUCCCGUGGUCAGAGAAAUUCAUCCAUAAUACACCACGUGUUACAGCUGACCCAACAUCUUUCACCAGGUACGCAACCGGAUGAGUGCUAUCUCUCAGUCCGUGUGAGGGUACUAAUGCACAGACCAAACGAUCAGCAGUGCGAGUCCGUCGCGUCAGGCAAAGAUAGAGGCAGAGCAAUAAAUAAUUUGGGUCCUAAUUCUCUCGUUUGAGCAUGUCUCAGUA
Cantharellus anzutake is the source of this 647-nucleotide messenger RNA. RefSeq lists its product as uncharacterized. The record is from RefSeq and is a predicted model, not a curated record. Bases 90 to 452 code for a protein of 120 amino acids. Lineage: Eukaryota; Fungi; Basidiomycota; Agaricomycetes; Cantharellales; Hydnaceae. The transcript has 9 exons.